UUGUACGCAAGCAUGGCAAGCAUCAAGGCCACGAUCUAAUGACCACUCUGACCAAUGCUUGAGGAAGCGAGGGCUAUUUUUACCUCUUUUAAUACUUGCGCUCGUACUAGUCUCGUUGGAAUAAUAUUCCUGCGUGCUCUGACACUCAAUGACAGUUGUUGCAUCCUUUUGCACUGAUUGCACGCAGUCGAGCUGGGUUGUGUAUGUUGUCGAACGUAUCGGGUUUUACCGAAAGCUCUCUGUAGGGGAUAAAAGUAGUAGUAUAGAUGUGAGUUGUCAUGUCGAGAUACUUCAACCCGUAGGAAAAAGUGGCUGUUUCAUGCGGCAAAAGGUGUUGUUUUGAUGGCGGCGGCUGACGGUGGCAGCCAUGGAGAGCGAAUCCUUCCUGGCGGAGCUCAACCAGCGGAUCCGUCGUGGUUGCACGGCGCACCUUGACCCUAAUGCAGAGAGGAUCUACUACCUCAACCAUGAGACCAGAACGUCUUCGUGGCUUCCCCCCGUGGAUUCGUGGAGUGCCACAUGCACGGGACUGCCGUACGGCUGGGAAGCGGCAGUCGACAAGGAAGGCCGAUCCUACUUCAUCAAUCAUGUGAGCAAGACGACGACGUACGAAGAUCCCCGCAAGGACUACGAGGAAGAACCACCACCCUGCCCUCGGGAGGUGGAACUCUUCCGCGAUCCUCAGCUGGGGUUUGGCUUCGUCGCUGGCAGUGAGAAACCGGUCAUAGUGCGCUUUGUUACCGAAGGUGGCCCCAGCGAGCACAAGUUGCAGCCGGGCGACCAAAUCCUCGGCAUUAAUGGGGAAGACGUCAAGUCCGCACCCAGAGAGCACGUCAUCGAGCUCGUCAAGUCCUGCCAAAGUUCGGUGAAACUCGUCGUCUGUCAACCUCACACCACCAAUACCACCAGGAAGUCUGCCCUCCUGACGGCUGCCAAGAAGGCCAAAUUAAAGUCGAACCCGUCACGGGUUCGCUUUGCAGAGGGUGUCGUCAUCAAUGGAUCUCCGCUCUACUGCCCAUCAACGUUCGAGUCGUGCGUCCCCUUCAUGCCGAACGUGAUGAAAGUGUUCAUGGAGAAUGGCCAGACAAAGUCUUUCAAAUACGACAGUUCAACGACGGUGCAGGAUGUCCUAAACUCGUUACAAGAAAAGCUGUCUGUAAAGUGCAUGGAGCAUUUUGGACUCGUAGUGGAACACAUCAAGUCCGUCAGGAGAAACAAGCUGACCCUGCUCGAUCCCAAGGAUUCUCUCGCAAAGAUCGCCGCUCGCCCUGGUGCGCAUCACCUGCGAUGCCUGUUCCGUGUUGCCUUUGUUCCCCUCGAUGCCUAUGACCUCCUCCAGAAGGAUCCUGUCGCUUUUGAGUACCUUUACGUGCAGUGUUGCAACGACAUGGUGCAGGAACGUUUUGCCCCUGAGCUCAAGUAUGACGUGGCAUUGCGCUUAGCCGCCCUGCACAUCCAACUGCAUGCACUCUCUAGUGGGAUGCAGGGAAAAGUCACCAUCAAGUCUGUAGAACGAGAAUGCGGCCUGAAGAGGUUUGUGCCAGCAUCGUUACUGGAAACCAUGAAGCGCAAGGAGCUCCGCAAACUGCUUGGCCACUACCUCAAACAGAACCAGGCUCUGAGUGCCCCGGGCCAGAAGCAGCUCACGGCACUCCAAGCCAAGCUGCACUACCUCAAGAUCGUCGGGGAGCUCCCCAGUUACGGGGCCAAGUGCUUCUCCACGCUUGAAUCUGAGACUGCCAUCUUGGUCAGCCCCAAGUUCGGCCUCAGCCAGAUCAAUAACGUUCGCAGCAACGUGCCUACGCAACCCGCGACGUUGGCACAUAUUGCUCAACUGUCUUCACUGGUUGUCAGGAAGGACGAUGACAUGUCAUAUAGUAUAGAGAUCAAAGUCAAGGACCCUGAUAAAGAGAGCUUAAAGUUCUCCUUGGAAGACAACGAAAUGGCAGAACUGGUGUUCAUCCUCAAGGGCUACCAUAAGCUUGUGGCAUCCAGAGAUCUGCCUGUGGACUGGGAAGUGGAAGACACUUGGAAGAUGGAUACAGCCCCUUGCUUCCAUGGUCCCCAUGUGGUGUGUCCGUCACCCUGGAGUUACCCUCCAUGGAGCUGUGCCAUGCCCAGCAUAGACUUGUCUCAUCCUCCUCCUCCAUAUGUACCUUGUGAGCUUCCCGAUCGUGGCAUGUCCAGAAGCAGUUCAAGGGAGCAGUGUUCUCUUACGUCCGUGGACCACAACAUGAACGAAACGGGCUCCACCGUAGCCGGUGCUCAAAUUUCCUUCAUUAACCACCUGUCACCGGAUGCACCGUCAGAGACAAAAUCUGAUGACACGCCGCCCGUCGUCAAGUUCGAUAUAAUGGAUGAUGAUGACGAGGAGGAGGAAGAGCAAGAUCAAGAGCUCGUUGAGACCAAAAAUAGCCAGGUUCUCCGCAGAGUGUCCGAGAUGAGGCGCAUCGUGUCCACCGCGGAGAAUUACCUUUCGGAAAGGAAGAUGAGCGACACCGCAGAACCUCGACACGACCGACCGGCUGAAGCGGAGAUCAUCCCGGACGUACAGGGCCAGAUCAAGGCGGCCGACUCGCUGCUGCUGUUGACGCAACUCGACGUUCAAGAAGCUGUCAACGAUGUCACAGUUAGGGGCGGAGCAGAGAACGAGUCUCCGUCGGAGAGCGACACGGAUAGCUUUGGCACUCCAAACCAGAGUCCGUUACAUCGGGCGUCGCGGCUGUCAGGCGCGAUAGAAACAGCGGCGCCGCGAGCCCGCAGCGGAUCCAGCUUUGGGUUGCAUAGUCCGGAUGUACUUCCCGGUCUGGGUACGGGUGACAAGGAGCUGUUGGAAUUGCUCAAGAAGCUCCAGUCUAAUCCAGACGUUCAGCUGCCCUUUGCGGAAGGCACCCUGUAUCUGGAUCCGGACAUCAUCGACCUCACAAUGAUCCCUCCUCCGAUGACUCCGGACACGGAUUUGUGUGAUGCUCCGGGUGCCCCGGAGGUACCUCCCACGUUGUUCUUGGACAAGAGGCCUUCACUUAGUGAAGAGAAACUGGAUCCUGAACACGAGGAACAUGUAGACUCUGCAAGAGUCGUGGCAGAGCUGGACAGCCUAUGCAAUGCCCUGACGGAACUGCGCAGUUCCAGCGACAACGCGCACUAUCGAGCCUUGUUCGAGCACCUUGGCUGUGAAGACCUGGAUUCGUUUAUUGCCACGGCAACCAUACCACCUCCUCCCGAAGGGUCUCACCACUGCACGGUGGAUGAGUCGGAUGACGACAUUGCGUCCUACAUCAUCCCCCCUCCGCCACCUAGCUGCAACCAGAGCACAGAAGUGCAAAACCAGGUGUUGGCCAGGUUCCAGAGGGCCUCGGAAGACAUCAGACGGAUAAUGUCCACGGAGGAGCCAGGCGGAGAUACGUCUCGACACUCGGCAGCGAUGGAGCCCCCUAUGCUGGAGUCCCUGAAGGUGUGCGAUGCCCUCACUAAUGGGGGAUACAGUGGGCUUCUAGUCACGGACGGGGAGUCUGCAGAACUGGACGAGUUUCCACAGAGGGACGUGGGCCUCCAUUACACGGAUGUUGCCAAGGCCAAUGGUAGCAUGGACAAACCUCAGGUGCCCCCCAGGUUGAAGAAGAGCACGGUGAACAAGAAGGAACAACGUUCAGGUAGCUACGACGAGACAGAAGCUGCUCCGCGGGUGGCCAGGUCUCUGUCGUGGACCAACCUUCAGGGUCAGGUGCCUCAGAGCCCUAAGGCGAGGAAACCCCCACUCCCCAUACAGCAGGAACAACGUGGCCUCUCCAACAGCAGCUCUCCCAGAAGACUGCUGCGUGUUGGCGGGAGCCCCCAGCUGGUCCGGAAACGGAGCCCCGCCCGCAGUGCCUCCCUCGGACGUGCAGCCGGACGCGCCCUCAAUGGCUUUGCGCCCCUGCACCCUGCGCUAAACUGCCUCAGCUUGCCACACAGCGAUGUGGCACCCUCGACGUGCAAGGAUGGGCCAUAUGCCCGUGCCCAGCAGGAGGUGUACGCGAUGGUCAUGCGCCUGGACCAAGUCGCGCAGACGGCGCCGGUUGUGGUUGCUGGCCCCGCCUGCAAGGAGGCCCUACUGGCAGAAUCUCGACAGUUUGUCACAGCGUCCAAAUUGUUCGUCAAAAGUGCGACCGAGGCCUCGGACGACGCGUUGGACCACCUGGUGACCUGCGUCGCCCUGUUAGACCGCAUGUUUGCGGCCGGAGAGGUGUUGGUGGUUACGAGACCGACGCUGUGCGAGCAGCUCAAGGCCGUUGCCCUGGCGUACGCCAGAACUGUGGGCACGGCCGGGUGCGGAGAUGCCAUGUCGUCCCUCAUGUGCCAGGCAACCGACCUGGCCUCGGCACUCACGACACUUAUGAGGACUCUGCGUUCAGUUGGAUGCCCCUAGGUAGGUUCAAGGUCUGCAGUUUGGUGAAAAAAAAAAAAAAAAGAUUGGGUGCGUCUCGUAAUUCGCGCGAUGGGAGGAGCGCCCGGUGCGACACCGAGGGGAAAAAAAUACGUUAAUAGGCGCGGGGACAGACCUGCCGAGGAUGAUGCAUUUUGCACCAGUAUAAUCCCGUUGGCGUCGUGUGCUUCAUCCUACAUUUUUUUAUAAUGCCUUCGAUGUACACAUCCACUAUUCAGAUCUUACUUUGCCCCCCCUCCCCCCCGACGCAUGCAUGGUGACUUCUUAUGUGGCUCAAUGGCUAGUCACGUCCACCCCGGUGACAGAUUUUUUUUAUUUUGAUCCCGAUUUUGGAAUCUCACGAGAUCCUCAAGAUUUUCUUCCAGAUCUCAUUGGCUGGAGUUUGUUUGUAUCAUACGCAUAAAAAAAACUUGCUGUUUGAUCUCACCCCGCGGGACAAGAAAAUUACGCGAGACUGUGUCGGGGUGUGCAGAAAUUUUUACGCAUUAUUUACACGAUUUGAAUGGCAGCAGUUAACUUUAGAUUUAGCUUCUCAACCUUCCGCAUUUAGUGUGUACAGAUGCCACGUAGCGCAUUGUCGGAGCUCCAGCUAUAUUUCCGGCGCAGCUAAAGACUGCAUUCUCGACCACUUAAAAGAAAUAACCCCCUUCGGCUCAUAAAUGGGACGUAUCCAGAGCUUCGGAGCGGAUGCCUGCACAAAAGUAGGAGGAAAAGUGUUUCAGCCAAUAUUUCUUUAAACGUCUCUGCAUUGGUCAGGUACUGGUGGCUUAUCUAUUUUUAUCUUUCUCAGGAAAGGUGCAAUGUUGGACAGCUUGAGGGCACAGAGGAAGGAAUAGCGCUUUCUUUUAGCCCAUUCCACAUUAGUAGCAAAAGUGCAACUCCUUCUGCAUACUUAAAGGAGCAUGGAAAGACUCGAGAACAAAUAUGCUCCCUUGCAAAGCAAUUUUCUCAGUAAAUUUGCAACUCCCAAAAGAAAUAUAUUGUGCGUGACGGUUCCCUAAGGUAGUAUGCUCUAGUCUUUUACAUGCUCCUUUAAGUAAUAUGCCACAUUAACUAAACUUAUAAUAACAAGAAUUAAAUAUUUGUUUAUAUUAGGCGGAACAGCGGGCUACUGCUUCAAUGCUGCAUUUAUCGAUUCUUACUGGGCCGGUUGAGAUGCACCUACGCAGAACAAAGACCAUUCGCUGUGCACGUCUUCAUUUCGACAGCUUAUACGAGAUACAAAUAACGAAAUUGAGAAUGAAUUCAAAUAUGUACAUUAAUUGAACGAGAAUAAUCUAAAUUUAAUGGAACGAAUUAAGUGUUUGCCUAGACGGCGGAAAAAGCUGUCAUCCGCGCGCAGCGCAUGUACACAGCGAAACAAUUGGCUGUCGGAAUGCCGUCACACCGUUUGACGCGUGCCCAUUUUCUUCCUCUGUACCGUCGCUCUGGGCCACCGCUUUUGUUCCGCCAACGAUGUAGCCUCGUUUUUAACUGCAGUCUUUUUUUUUUAGAACAAAUUGGUGCAAACGACAUCUGGAGGUGCUUUUUUAAUGCUAGGGUAUGCACCAAAGGUGUGCAACGAUGAUACUCAACCCACUCAGUUGUGCUUUUUUAUUGUGUCACGCAGUUGCCUUUCUUUGUGGCUGCCACGUCGUGUCCCACAUAAACAACCGUUUAUGACAAAUAUCCAGAGAGCAAUAACCUAUUUUUUGGCCACUUUGACAUUAUGUAGCGUUUAGGAAAGGGGUCACAAUUUUUUGUCUCAACCGCAGACUGCGCCCAGCACGAGUAGAAACCCCCCUCUCUCUCGAGUGACGUUUUAUUUUAACUUUUUGCGGGUAUUUGAACAGUACCAGGAUGCAACUGUCAAUCUUCCAAAUCCUCUGUACACAUAUUGAGGAAUAGCUGUGCAGGAAGCAUUGGUGCGAAACACAUUGUGGCUAAAGAAAGGAGCUCAGUGCCACAUGUCCAAAAAGUAAGCAGUUUUUAAGCAGUCGAGAAAACUUAUCAAAUGUUACUACCAGAACAUACAGGGUGUUCAAAAUUAAGCUUUCACUAGCACUUUAUAAAUAGGCGAACAAAAGAAAACUGGUGCUAUUUUUCACGUUCCUUGAGUAAGAAAUUAAUAAUUAGCAGCACCCGUUUCUUACACAAGUAGCGUAACGUUGUCAUCCGGUUUCCUGUCAUCGCUGUGUUUGCGUAGCGCUCGUGAAAGCUUAAUUUUGAACACCCUGUAUACCGUGGGACACUGGUAGAAUUUUGUACGGUCUUGCGCCAAGCCCACGGCCCAGAUACAAUUGACUGUCACGUAUUGGGAGCUGUAAAGGUUCUCAGCUACAGCCCAUAUUUGUUUGCUUCCAUCGAAGAAGUCGUAAUAGUCUUAGUGCAGGGCUCUGUCUGUGGGUUGCGGUUUUGAGGAACAAUCUGAAAAGGAACAAGAAAGCGGCAACUAUUGUUCGCAAGGUGCGCAUUUUUUAUAUACUACCGUCUUCUCUUCCCCCCCCUUGGGUAAGGAGAAACAAAUCUCAUGGACACAUGUGUUUUAUUACAUGUUUUUACUCUCCAAAAUAAACUUUCAAGCCAUGUACGUGGACUACAAUCGUGCCUAUUCAAACAUGCAUAAAAGUGGUAGAAAUGUAAAUAAAUAUUUCUUUGCUACAAAUCUUGUAAAAGAAAAUAAAAAAUGUGCUAGGACA
Molecule: messenger RNA, 7104 nt
Organism: Ornithodoros turicata
Lineage: Eukaryota; Metazoa; Arthropoda; Arachnida; Ixodida; Argasidae
Exons: 19
Coding region: 368-4408 (1346 amino acids)
Biological process (GO): signal transduction
Cellular component (GO): cytoskeleton
Molecular function (GO): protein binding
Source: RefSeq, a predicted model, not a curated record